AUGGCAGCAUCUGAGAAACGACAAUGGGUAGCAGAGAAAAGCAAGGGCAAGCGGCUAUUCGCCCCUGAGCUCGGCGGUUCAUACGAGGUGUUUAACAAGAGACCGCUACAAGAGGAGAUGGCAUUGUACUGUACGCAAGAUGUGAAGUUGAUGCCAAAGCUGUGGCAACUUUACUCCAGCAGGAUUUUGCAGUCUUGGGCAAAGAGGGUGGAAAUUGCUACGAAGGACAGAAUUGCUAUGUCGCAAACAUCGGGGUACGAUGGCAAAGGGAUGAACAGGCAUUUAGGGCCAUGGUUUAACCAACUAUCUGUCAAUAUUAAUGCAAAGAUUUCGAGCCUAGCUGACGAAUGGAAUGCAAAUUUGAAUCAUAAAGAGGUUGUGUUCAUCCCUACGGACGAAUCCGUCUUUCCUGGACACCGAUACUGCGACCAGGGCAAGACCGCUAUGCCUAUUGGCACGAUUGAGACUAUUAUCCAGAGGAUACGCAAGCUUGUGUGUGGCAGAGCGGACGGGAUGCCCAAUUCUCUUGAGUCUAUGGUCGUAUGUGACAGUGAUCCAUCUGCCGGGGACUAA
This is a messenger RNA of Pseudogymnoascus destructans, 573 nucleotides long. RefSeq lists its product as uncharacterized. The transcript has 2 exons. Lineage: Eukaryota; Fungi; Ascomycota; Leotiomycetes; Thelebolales; Thelebolaceae. Bases 1 to 573 code for a protein of 190 amino acids. The record is from RefSeq and is a predicted model, not a curated record.